Molecule: messenger RNA, 3018 nt
Organism: Ictalurus furcatus (blue catfish)
Lineage: Eukaryota; Metazoa; Chordata; Actinopteri; Siluriformes; Ictaluridae
Gene: gjb9a
Product: gap junction protein beta 9a
Exons: 2
Coding region: 127-936 (269 amino acids)
Biological process (GO): cell communication
Cellular component (GO): connexin complex
Source: RefSeq, a predicted model, not a curated record
GUGUACGCUCUCGGAUCAGGUUGGACCGGAUUUCUGUUCAUGCAAACGGAACUGAGGUCUGAGGUCUGUGUUCAGCUGCAGCACAACUUUGGCGUGGUUUACGAGAACAACUGACCCAGAUUGGGGAUGAACUGGGCAGGACUGCAGAUCCUCCUCAGUGGGGUGAACCAGUACUCCACUGCUUUCGGGCGUGUUUGGCUCUCCGUGGUGUUCGUGUUCAGGUUGUUGGUGUUCGUCGUAGCAGUGCAGCGCGUUUGGGGCGACGACUCGAAAGACUUUGUGUGCAAUACAAAGCAGCCUGGCUGCACCAAUGUGUGUUACGACAGCAUCUUUCCCAUCUCCCACAUUCGCCUCUGGGCUCUGCAGCUCAUCUUCGUCACCUGCCCAUCCCUCUUGGUGGUGGCUCACGUCAAAUUGAGAGAAGAGAAGGACAAAAACUACACAAAACUACACAAUGGUGAACAUCUGUACGCCCGCCCAGGGAAAAAGCGAGGUGGGCUGUGGUGGACCUACAUGCUCAGCCUUUUCUUCAAAGCGGGGUUCGAUGGUGCCUCUCUCUACAUCCUCCAUUACAUCUACCACGGCUUCGACAUGCCACGUCUCUCCAAGUGCUCUCUGGAGCCGUGUCCGAACACGGUGGACUGUUACAUCUCGCGGCCUACGGAAAAGAAAGUCUUCACGCUCUUCAUGGUGGUUACGACUGCACUGUGCAUUCUGAUGUGCAUCUGUGAAAUGUGCUAUCUGACCGGAAAGAAAAUACACAAAGCACUAAUCAGGCGGAUGGUUAACGGAAAGGUGGCUUGUGAGCACCACGGCGCUACAGAUCAUGCAAAUCAAAGACAGAAACGUAGAAUAGAUCCCACCCUCGCCAGUGUGGAAAACCUUAGCUUGCUAAAACAAACAAAGCCAUCUCCGGAAAAAAAAAGUGCCAUUUAGUGAGUCAUAAAGAUUUAAUUGGAAUUAUAACGUCGGAUACCAAUGAUGGACAUGGAGGGGAAUUCGUCAACACUUUCCACAGAAUGUAUAGCAUUUAAGUCAUGUAAUUCAGUGACAGUAGGGUUUCAAGUUAAGGGGGGUGAAUACUUAUGCAAUUACUGUAUACAUACCCCUUAUAGGGAGGUAUAUAAGCCUGAAAUCUAUUGUAGGUCAAAACUCAGGUAAAUUGUAAAUAGUCUGUCACAAUAAAUAAGAUGUUUUUAUGAGCAAAUAUGAAUUUUAUUUCGAUCCAUCGUUGGCUUAAAUAACCGUGUAAACUUUCUCACCAGCGCCGCAGGAUGUUAUUUACCAUACUGCUUUUGUUCCAUCGGGAGGUAGUUGAGAUACAUUUGGAAGUGCAGAGCUCACCUUCCGCAGGUAGUUGCGUUGUGCUGCGCUGUGAGAAGCGACUGUGGAACCGUAGGAGGUGCGACAACCGCCACGAGAUCCUCGAAAAGAUCUGCGACCAUAAUAGAAAAUAUAGUGCGUCGUUUUUAUCCCUUUAUAACUACAGUUACUGCAUACCUGACUGUUCCGGAUACGUCUCAUAAGGAUUUUCAUACUUGUAUUUGGUGAAAGAAUAAAAAUCCCUGCUUAUUUCACUUCGUUCGCAUGGCUGUGUUCGGUCAGGAACAUCUGAAAGAUGCCUCUACAGCGUGUUACAACAAAAUCUUCAUUCAAGUACCGCUGUCCCGCGUAGCAUGGAAUGUAGACUUCUAUAAACAGGAGGCUGAAACCUAAACCGUGAGCUCGUGAAGAUUGUCCAUCAUCACAUCCCUCACAUAGUUUCUAUCAGACGCUCCGAAAGGCUUUCUUUCUUACACACCUUUCAAUCCGAUCCGUUUUACAUUACGAUCCAGCCUACUCCACAUGAUAGACUUUCAUUUGUUACAUAAAUCUCACCUCUUGAUCUUUCAGUAACGAUUAAAAUCCUCCUACACAUUUUAUUGUGCACACACACACACACACACACACACACACAAUUUAAUACCAAGUGCAAAAAUCCAUAGUAUCGCAAUCAAAUCUGUCCCUAUUUUACAGGCAAUAUUAAUAUUUAUAAGAAGCCUCACUAAUCCCCUAAUCAGUGGUGCUUUAGUGGAUGAAGUGAAGGCACACAAAGAGCCAUAUGAAGCAUGACAAAUCAAUACAUCGCACUGACCAGAGAGCACAAAAGCACAAAAAAAAGCCCACUCACUGAGUCACCCACUCAGCUCAGCUCCUCCUACACAUGUGCCCUAGCUUUGGCUCACACACAUGAACACACUGAAGCAGCCCACACAAAACACACACACACACACACACCAUCACACAGCCAACAUUUUCCCUCCGAACCACUUUCUUUUGUUGUCUUCACCACUUUCUGGUUCCUAAUAGAAAAGACAUGGGUUGUUUUUUUUUUUCCCCAAGAGGUGUAAAAUCUGCAACUAAAAGAUGAUUUCCACCAAAAUGGCUCUCUCUCGUAUCACUUAUAAAAUGGAGAUGUCUUGAGCUAAUGGUCAUUUCUAAGUAGUGGAACACCUGAGCAUCACAACUGGGUUAAAAGUCUGACCUCAAUCUGAAGUUUGUCUCAAACACAGCCGCAGGAUUCGCAACUGAAGCCAAAAUAAAUUAACGCCGCACCCUGAGAAUCAGGGUUACACUGCCAUGGAGCAUAGCGUGGAACAGAUGGAAGAUAUCACGCUGAGCGCAACGUGGGCUGCUGAGAAGCAACAAAAGGUACCAGCGAGUCACGGACAGCGAUAGCACAAACAAAAGCGCAUGAUAUCAUUUGUUCUGACCCAUCUGUGUUUUAUACUGGUGCACAAUGCAGUACAUUUUUGGCCUCAUUAAGGGUGAACUAAUUAAUUUGUCUUAAAAUAGGCCUAUUUGGCCACCCGCAUUACCCACUCAUGUCCUCCCUUCAUAUAAUACACAUGAGAAAUCAUAUCUUUCUAGGCCAUGGGACAGAUGGAGAGAGAAGCUGAAGACAGGAGAGAGAGAGAGAGAGAGAGAGAGAGAGGGAGAGAGAGAGAGGAAGAGGAGGAGGAGUGAGGAAGAGGGGUG